AUGCAGACGACACGGUCACGAGCUGCGCGCCAAUUGCUGCAGAAGAGUAGGAGGGGUGUGGGUGCAAGGGAGUCGUACCGCUGUUUCUCCUGCACAGCACCCACGCAGCAGGCGACGCCGCCGCCGAAAUCUCCGCAAGAUGGACCUGGAGGGACGACGCACUUUGGCUUCGAGACGGUUGCCGAGGCGCUGAAAGAGCAGCGAGUGAAAAACGUCUUCUCCUCCGUCGCCUCCUCCUACGACUCCAUGAACGACUUCAUGUCCCUCGGCAUCCACCGCCUCUGGAAAGACCACUUCGUGCGGUCUCUAAACCCCGGCCGACACCCCCUCAGCACACCCCCCUCUACCUCCACCUCAUCCCCCAACCACCAACCAGGCUGGAACAUCCUCGACAUCGCCGGCGGCACCGGCGACAUCGCCUUCCGCAUGCUCGACCACGCCUCCACCACCAACCACGACGCCCACACCCGCGUCACAGUCGCAGACAUAAACCCCUCCAUGCUCCUCGAAGGCCGCAAGCGCUCCCUCACCACCCCCUACGCCCACUCCCCGCGCCUCGACUUCAUCGAAGCCAACGCCGAAGACCUCCACAUGAUACCCUCCGCCUCCAUCGACCUCUACACCGUCGCCUUCGGCAUCCGAAACUUCACACACAAGGACGUCGCACUUCGAGAAGCGUUCCGCGUCCUGAAACCCGGCGGCGUAUUCGCAUGCCUCGAGUUCAGCAAGGUGAAUAACCCGCUGUUUGACGCGGUGUAUCAGCGGUGGAGUUUCGGCGCUAUUCCGCUUAUUGGCCAGAUGGUUGCGGGCGAUCGCGAUAGCUAUCAGUAUCUUGUUGAGAGUAUUGCGAGGUUUCCGAGUCAGGCCGAGUUUAGGGGGAUGAUUGAGGAUGCGGGGUUUCUUGUGCCGGGGAAGGGGUGGGAGGAUUUGACGGGCGGGAUUGCGGCGGUGCAUAGGGGUGUUAAGCCGUUGUAG
Messenger RNA from Dothidotthia symphoricarpi CBS 119687, 975 nucleotides. RefSeq names its product UbiE/COQ5 methyltransferase. Gene Ontology annotation, biological process: ubiquinone biosynthetic process. The record is from RefSeq and is a predicted model, not a curated record. The transcript has 2 exons. Lineage: Eukaryota; Fungi; Ascomycota; Dothideomycetes; Pleosporales; Dothidotthiaceae. Bases 1 to 975 code for a protein of 324 amino acids. Gene Ontology annotation, molecular function: methyltransferase activity.